UGGGACGCUAAAUAAACGCAUUCUCUUCGGGCUUAGUUAAACAAAUUUUGUCGACAAAGGCGGUUGACGAAGCUGUUUAUUUUGAUCAGACAUCUUUCGAACAACAAAAAAAGCAACAUGUGCAAGUGCCUGGCCGGAAACGUAGCCUGCUGCUGCUUCAACUGCGCGCUUAGUGUGCUCAUCUCAGUGAUCAGUACAUUUUUGGUGGUCAUCAUCGUGGUCGGAUUGGCCGUCUACUUUAUUUACUACUACGAGAAGGAGGACGAUGUCACCAAAUACACAAAUAAGGUGACCGACAACAUCCAGUCAGGAUUCGACAAAAUCAAGGACGCCCUAAGCAAAUAAAAUCAACUAAGAUAAGUUCGCAUUCGAAAAUGUUCCAAGCUUUGCAUAAUUCCAUUGAUCCAGAUUAAUUGCCACCAAUUUACACAAACAAACACCGCCGGAGCCUUUUAGAGGAGUAUAAUUGUUAAACGUUUUCAGUAACAGUACAAAUAAAUAUUAAACCACCCCCUAAAUAUUAUUGUGAAUCUCCAUCUAACAGAAUGUUUCAACACAAAACAAUUUUAUGAUUAAAUCUUUAUGAUGCUUAAACUAAAAAUAAAUACAAUAAAGAAUGAAUAAAUUUUAAAAUUGUUUUUAAAA
Messenger RNA from Drosophila biarmipes, 645 nucleotides. Its product is annotated as protein midgut expression 1. The record is from RefSeq and is a predicted model, not a curated record. NCBI's taxonomy places the organism in Eukaryota, Metazoa, Arthropoda, Insecta, Diptera, Drosophilidae. The coding region runs from base 118 to 345 and encodes 75 amino acids. The transcript has 4 exons.